AUGGAAGGGCAGCCGCCUCCGCGGUGUUCCUCCAGAAAUGCAUGCGACCCCUCGUCUCGCCACCACUCGCGUUUCGAGACGGUCCAGAUCGCCAAGGCCGCCAUAACCGUACUCGGAGCUGGCUCCGAGUACGGUCAUCAUCACGUGACCCGCUGGGUCUUACCAUCUCCGUCCAAAGUGCUCUCUAUUCUCUCAACACCCUACUUAGAGCCUGAGACGUAA
Molecule: messenger RNA, 222 nt
Organism: Baudoinia panamericana UAMH 10762
Lineage: Eukaryota; Fungi; Ascomycota; Dothideomycetes; Mycosphaerellales; Teratosphaeriaceae
Exons: 1
Coding region: 1-222 (73 amino acids)
Source: RefSeq, a predicted model, not a curated record